Pungitius pungitius (ninespine stickleback) is the source of this 2063-nucleotide messenger RNA. RefSeq names its product 4-galactosyl-N-acetylglucosaminide 3-alpha-L-fucosyltransferase 9-like. NCBI's taxonomy places the organism in Eukaryota, Metazoa, Chordata, Actinopteri, Perciformes, Gasterosteidae. Gene Ontology annotation, molecular function: alpha-(1->3)-fucosyltransferase activity. Bases 287 to 1339 code for a protein of 350 amino acids. The transcript is spliced from 2 exons. The record is from RefSeq and is a predicted model, not a curated record. Gene Ontology annotation, cellular component: membrane.
GUUCGACUCGUUGAACCCGAAGUUCAACUUUGUAUUUGACACUUUACGUAUGUUUUUUUUUCCUGAGUGGGGUUGUCGAUACGUUGCAGGUGCUCUGACCACACAGCUUCCACUCAUGUUCGCUCAUUGAUUUUCGUCUCCGUGAACGAAUCGGACCACAAUCAUCAAACUAUAAAAAGGUUACCUGUGCUUCAGUGCGGGACAUCGGUAGGUGAGUGUCAAAGGGCUGCCACAGGUGACAUACCAGGAAGAGACGUCCAGCCGGCCAACUCCGCAAAGGUUUAAAAUGGCCUUUGGCUUCAAGGUUUUACGAGCCACCAUUUUCGUGGCUGGAAUCGGAGUCCUGGUUUUGAUGUAUUUGAAGUCAUCUCCUGCUCCAAAAUGCCGACCUCCUCCGGUUCAUUCAGCUCAACUGACCACGAAGACAGACAGGCCUCUAAUGCUGCUGUGGUUCUGGCCUGAAAACAAAAAGUUUGAUUUUCAAGACUGUAAGACGCUUUUCCAGAUUGACGACUGCACCCUCACAGAUGACAGGUCGUUAUACUCCAGAGCUCAUAACGUUUUGGUGUACCACGCGGCUAUCCAGGACGACCUCUCCAACCUUCCCACCUCACCUCGACCAAAGUUCCAGAGGUGGAUCUGGUUCAACAACGGCACCCAUACAAACACGAGCAGAAUAGAAGGCAUCCAAAGCCUUUUUAACUUAACCUUGAGCUACAGGAAGGAUUCAGAUAUCCAGGUCCGCUGGCAACUUACUCAGAAGAGGAAUUCUGAUGAAAAUUUUGCACUGCCCAAAAAAGAACGAUUGCUUUGUUGGAUUGUGGAUGAUGAAGACCUCGCCACAAAGUCAGGGGAGAGAUACAGCUACUACAGAGAGCUAAUAAAACACAUCAAGGUAGAUGUUUUCCAGAGCUCCUCUGUCAAAGGGGACACCUAUUUCCUGACCAUUAGCAGCUGCAAAUUCUACCUUUCCUUUGAGAAUUCAAUUAACAGAGAUUACAUUACAGAAACGUUCAACGGACCUCUUGCAUCUGGCACCGUGCCGAUAGUUUUAGGCCCACCGAGAAAGAACUAUGAGGAUUUUGCCUACGGUACUUCCUUCAUACAUGUAAACGACUUUCCUAAUGCCUUGGCACUAGCUCAGUUCCUCCAGAAGCUGGAUAAGGACAAUGAGGCUUAUAUGAAAUACUUUAAUUGGCGGCGAUUCUUCACUGCGAUACGUCAUCCUACUGACGAGAAGCACAAGUUUGCCCACGCUAUCUGCCAGGCUUGUCUUCACGUCGGCAUUUACAAUAAUUACAGAGUUGUACCUGAUCUGAAUAAGUGGCUUUUAUUGUAACACUGUUAUUGAUUAAUCGUUCCCCUGAAAUGUUUUACAACACAAAUCGGUAUCUAUUCAGAGGAGAUCUUUAGAAUCUGUAACCUUUGGCUUUUCUCAUGGUUAAAGCUUUUAAUGACAAGAAAAACAGCCCUGUAUUUUUCACAAUUCCUUACUUUUAAAAAAUUCAGAAUCUUUUCAGCCAAUGAAGUGGCCUAUGAUCCUUUAGGUAAAUUACAAAACUCACUCACUCUCAUUUCUGUGAGAGAAGACCCUUUAAAAAAGUGAAACAAAAAAAUAUAUACUUGGAUUCUACACACAUUUUUCACGUUAUGUGUAAUACUUUUCCUUUUUUCAAACUCAGGUGGUUUUAUAUUAUGUGUCUUUUAUUACUUUUUAUAACUCUGUUCUUGCUCUUUCUUCCUCAAUUAUCCUUCUGAUUUAGCAUUUGAGCUUCUGUUAGAUACAUAUGUAUGUAUAUAUGUACGUUUCAGCUAAGUGACCUUAUUGCACUCAUCUCCCAGGUUACCCAGCCACGCCACGGAGGAGUCAGGUAUCUACAAAACUAAGACUCAUCAGUGGUACAAAAGGCAAUAGGAGCUCCUUGUUACAUCUUGUUUUCAUUUUUGCUUGUAUAUUAUCUUACUUAAUCUUAUUUAAUUUUAUUCUAUUCUUAUAUUGCACCAACCUUUAAAGACAAAUUCUUCUGUGUAUAACAUAUGUGACAAUAAAAGGCUUCUGAUGC